UGCGUCGUAUAACUAUAUACAUCGUGCAUUGUAACUAUUAACAAGGUGGGGCAUGUUUAGGUUUAGGUGGAUUUAGGUUUGUCGUAAAUUUUUCGAUACUUGUCAGUGCUUUGUCAAAAAACUCGAUGUUUUGAAUUAUUUUUACGUUUCUAAAAGCAAUAAUGAAACGCUGGCUUAGCCUAGCUGUAACGUGCUUUUUGUGGUACGUUAUCAUAGCUAAGGAGACAAGAUUGUCAGGUUGCCAAACUCCAAUUAAUAUUCGUGGAACUUGGUUUUCAUGGGAAAAUGGCAGGAAUACCUUGACAGAAAUAAAUGAUGACAGUAUGACUGGACGGGGUGAAUGUAUACACAUGACUAGCCGAUAUAAUACAAAUCACUCAUUCGUAUUUCGUGAUAUGACCGUAAAAACCACCUGUUAUCAUUGUGUGCAGCUUAUUGUUAGGACAGUGAACAUAUUGGAGAAGCUUGAAGUAAUUUGUUUGAACUUAGCCGCUGGAGUAGAACCCACAGUAGAGAAUGUUUGUAAAGAUUUAAAUGUAAACCAGCAGUUCAUAACAUUAUUCAAAGAAAACUAUACACCUGUAAACUGUAGAUCUGCUUUGGAAGGAGUCUGGCAAUUUGCUUAUCAAAAUCGAUUUAGAUUUACAGGAGAGUGUAAUCAACCAGAUGCGCAAAUAAGAUCUUGUCAGACUGCAGGAAGCCAAUUUCUUAUAACUAACCAGAAAUUUAACAUUACUUAUAAGAAAUGUCCUGGAAUGGAGGGAACUCUCGAUGGAUUGGUGGAAUAUAGUUGCUUGGGCGACUGGUUUGUAGACAAGAAUCAUUUUUUCGCGGUAGCGAAUACGAAGGAAUCUCGGAAGGACGAGAAAUACAGAUGCUUCUUAAGGAAUCGUGACGAUGAUUUAUAUAUUGGUGUAUCGAUUACUGCCGAGUGUAAUACUCUUAAAACUGUGGAAAAGAGUCCCGAACGUUUGCGAAUCACUCCGGUUAAAGCCGAAGUGGUCGAGCCAAAUUGCCGUUUACCCCAGGACAUGGUUGGGAAUUGGAUAAAUACUAAUAACAUAGAUGCGGACGUUGUGAUUAACGAGACACACAUUAUUGAGACCCAUUAUCCGGAUGUAGGACGUUAUCGACGAACAAUUUACGUUUGCCGCGAGCAAAGGGAUGCAAAAGUAAUGAUGGCAAGAUUGACCGUUGAUGGAUGUCAAAAGGAUUAUGUUUGCUUCGAAUUUGUACGGCGACAUCAUAACGUUAUUAGAUACCGACGUGGCAUAGCUGUGAUAAAAGACAAUUUUCAUACAGUGUGCUCUUGGGUUCAGUUUCCUAAUAAGGAAAAGUGGAAAUAUGAUCUGUAUUUAGCGAAAGAUCCUGUUCCGGUGCGCUGUCCGGUAGCUGGAAAAUUUAUGUUCAAACAAGUAGGAGACAUUCCCUUUGAGACUAGAAUUUUAGGCGGUAUCACUAAAUCUCCUCGGCCAAAUAUUUACUGUAAACAGAAUAUUUCUGACUUUUCGGUCUGCAGUACUGAACAGAAGGAGAUCUCCAUUGACGAGGAAUAUGAGCGUGAACGUGAUGCGUGUCCGAUGUAUUUCGACGAUGGUUCCAAUCCUUGGAUACAAACAGAGAAUUACAUCAACAUUUUCACCUUUAACGGCGGCAACGUAAAAAGUUGUUCUUCGUUCUUGUUCAUCGUUUCAUUAGUAGUUAUAUUUCUUAUUCCAAGAAUUUAUAAAUAAUUCUUCAUACGAGGAUCAUACCAUUAUUAGCUCUCGUAAAGUUAAUUCAUAACAAUAAUGGCGCGAUAAAUAUCGGAUAAGAAAUAUCGCGUUUAGUAUAAGUUUUAAUGAAUUCUUAUAAUAGUAUGCUUUAACGUCAGCAAUCUAUACGUAUUCCGUCCAUUGUGUAAUUAUAUAUGUAUGUCGUUACAUAUGUGCCUUAACACAAUUCUAUAAACAUAAUCGUGUCUAAUCUAAGUAGACAAUGUACAAUGUAGGUUUUUUAUUUUGAUAUAGUACAACGUUUCUAUUUUGAUGUAUCCGUCCAGAGAUCCGUCCAAAGAAUUUCAGAAUUUAUACAAAGAAUCACAAGGAGUUAUAAAGAAUCUCUUACAAGAUGCAUUCUAGUUUAUGCACUGAACGAAUUAUUUAUUUUAUUGUAUGUAUAUGAAUGAGGUUAAUGAUUAUAUUAUAUAAUCUCAUGUCGGAUAUUUUAACUAAAAUUUUGAAACAUAUUUUAAUUAACAUUUGACCAAUGUUUAACAUAUUGUAUUAUUCUAUAAUUUUAUAAGUUUUAGAAUUAAAAUUUUUUGAAG
Linepithema humile (Argentine ant) is the source of this 2308-nucleotide messenger RNA. The record is from RefSeq and is a predicted model, not a curated record. NCBI's taxonomy places the organism in Eukaryota, Metazoa, Arthropoda, Insecta, Hymenoptera, Formicidae.